AUGGGUAUCAAGACUGAGAUCACGCUUUACACUGCAUCAACCCCAAAUGGGAUCAAGGUUCCGAUCCUGCUUGAGGAGCUUGGGCUUGAGUAUAAGUUGUACCCCGUCAAGCUGAGAGAGAACGAGCAGAAACAGCCUUGGUUUCUGGAGAUCAACCCUAAUGGCCGAAUCCCGGCCCUGACGGAUACUUGGGCCGAUGGAGAGAAGAUCCGUGUCUUUGAAAGCGGAACUAUCCUCGAGUAUCUCGUCGAACGCUACGACAAGGACAACAAGUUUUCGUAUCCAAAGGAUUCCCGUGAAUACUGGGAGGUGAAGAGUUGGCUCUCAUGGCAGAUUGGCGGACUGGGACCUAUGCAAGGACAGCUGGAGCAUUUUAGGAGAUACGCAGCGGAGAAGAUUGAGUAUGGUAUCAAUCGCUACGAUAAAGAGACCCAUCGGCUCUAUCAGACCAUGGAAACUCAUCUAGCAAAGUCACCUCAUGGAUUUCUCGUCGGUGACCGCGUUAGUGUCGCCGAUAUAGCCUGUUUUGGCUGGGUUGUUAAUCACGACUUGGACGGUGUUCCCUUCGACGAAUACCCCAACUUAGACAAAUGGCUGAAGAAGCUUCUGGCACGCCCAGGCUUCGAGAAAGGGCGUCACGUCCUGUGA
Molecule: messenger RNA, 648 nt
Organism: Pochonia chlamydosporia 170
Lineage: Eukaryota; Fungi; Ascomycota; Sordariomycetes; Hypocreales; Clavicipitaceae
Product: glutathione S-transferase II
Exons: 5
Coding region: 1-648 (215 amino acids)
Source: RefSeq, a predicted model, not a curated record